GCUCAUUUUCAAUCAACUCCAAGAUCACCAGACCUAUGGGCAUCUGCACCUUGCAAUUCAUCUUGUAGCACCACUAGCCGUUGGCAACUGCGAAAAGAAAUUUUACAAAUGUACUAAUAGACAUAGAGAAAAGCUCUUGCAUCACCGUUGUACAAACCAAAUCAUCCUAUCCUAAAAAAGCAUUUCGUGUUAUGAUUCUAUUUUCCGUUUUUGCAGCAAUUCAUCGCGAUAAAGAAACACCCCCGUGAACAAUCGGGCGACAAGAAGGUAAUAGACCUGCCGCCCGAAUAAAUUAGAUCCGGCGACACGAUGGGAAACGCGUGCAACGGGUGUUUUGCGGGGCUGACAAGUUCCCCGGCCAACCCGCAGAUGGACCCGAACCGGGCGGAAAACGUGCGCGACCACAAAGCGCUUGCCGCGGCGGCACAGAAGGGGAACGUGGAGCACGUGAGUGCGCUGCUGACGGUGGCGGACCCGCUGUGGCCGGACGAGGGAUUUUUCAUGUACACGGCGCUGCACCUCGCCGCCGCUUCGGGGCACGCGGAAGUGGUCCGGUUACUUCUAGAGGACGACCGGGUACAGGGCAGGAGCGCCAUUGACGUACGGUCCACGUCCGACGAGACCCCCUUCCUCAUGGCCGCCAGAGGCCGGAAACGGGAGGUUUGCAAACUGUUUCUCGAUAGGGGGGCGGAUUUAGAGGCCAAAACAAACUACAAGGGAAACCUUGCCCGCAGUGUACGCAGCUACCUAGAGGAAGCCGGGUUUGCAGAUUUGCUGGAGGAGAGUUAAUAGUAGUUCUCGUCGUCUUUGCGCAGAUCAGAAAGUUGUUUGUUGAGUAAAAAAUCCUGAUGUUUUUCAACAUGAUGUGCUAAUCGUGCUACCUUCUAAAUAGAAGUGCGGUGGCGCUUUCGCUUUCAUCUACACAUUUAACGACGCAGCACUGCAGGAUGCAAUUUUUCGCCAGUUUAGUCAACG
Molecule: messenger RNA, 975 nt
Organism: Amoebophrya sp. A120
Lineage: Eukaryota; Dinophyceae; Syndiniales; Amoebophryaceae
Source: the annotation of a GenBank genome assembly